GCAUUAUCGACACCGACCAGUCGUCCAGGCUACGAAGAUCCCUACAUUACCACCCCGAGUUUCAGGCCCCUUCACAUAUACGCUAUACUUGAGUUACUAUGGCUGUCGCCGUGGACCCGGAGUUUCCAUGCUCGCUCGUCAUUGACAUCCCGCUGCCGACUGAGCGCCUUGCUUCCUCUGCGUUGCAGGCCCUACAGGUUGACAAAGAGCUAUCUGCCCUUGUAUGCCGCACGCUGACUCUCGUUGCGCCGACGUCGGAUGCGAAAUGUGACAAGACUGUGCUGCGCACCGAAUACAAAGCUACAACGAACAGGAUGCUGCGUGUUGCUGUCAAUGGCUUCAUGGAGAGCUUGUCUGUGGCCCUGGCUAUGAUGGAGGAGUUGGAUGUUGAUGUACUGGACACAUGAAACGGAGGGCUCUUCUAUUGAACUCAAAUCAGAUCCGUGCAAAGGGCAACAGUUUCGCCGGAGAAGCCAAGUGGGCGCCGCCAGCACCGGCUUGCGGAAUCGUCUCCAUCCGGCAUCGCCCUUGGAAUCGAUAGUAACAAUAUCUAUUUGUUAUACCUGCGAUCUACCAAGGCAAGACUACAAAUAAAAGGCGUUGUCCCCAGCGAGGAGAACGAAAAGUCUUGAUAUAUUCUCAAGAGGCAACAGAUCACAUACUGUGUUUCAGAAAAUGGUAGUCAGUAGCGAGCUACUGGACCGUUACAAUGCAUAGAUAGGUGCACACAAAAUGCAGUCUACCAAAGU
Molecule: messenger RNA, 749 nt
Organism: Pseudogymnoascus verrucosus
Lineage: Eukaryota; Fungi; Ascomycota; Leotiomycetes; Thelebolales; Thelebolaceae
Exons: 2
Coding region: 99-407 (102 amino acids)
Cellular component (GO): EKC/KEOPS complex
Source: RefSeq, a predicted model, not a curated record